AUAUAUUUAAGAAAUUUAGAAAAUUAUAUUAUUAAUUUAACGAGACAAUCAAGAACAAUUAUUCAAUAUUUUCCAUCAAUUAUGAGUUCUAUGUUGAAUCUGCUUCAUGAUUGGAUUUUAUCUGAACUGGAUUUAGAUUCCUUCUGAAGGCGCUUCGAUCGUGCAGAUUUUUUUUUAAAUUCUUGCCCGGUCUUUGUUAGUUCUCAUAGUCUCUUACUCCUCUUUCGUCAGUGAUUCAAAACUCAAUUUUUUUUAUGUUCUUACUGAUUUUAAAAAUAAUCGUGUAAAAUGAUCGUCAUUGUGAAAAAGUGUAUAGUAGUCUACGUUGUAUUUUUUAUUUCCUGGGGAUUUGCUUCUUCCGAUUUUGAUGAUCAUUUCAAAAACUGUCAUCCAAACGUAGCCGGUUUUGACGUUUGCAUACGAGAAGCAUUAAAUGCGAUUCGAUCAUAUUUCAAAACUGGAUUACCACAAUAUAAUGUCGCACCAUUCGAUCCAUUUUUUGCAAAGGAGAUUACCGUCAAACGAGGGGUUUCAAGUUUUGGAUUUAUUUUGACACUUAGAAAUGUUUCUGAAAGUGGAUGGGCCAAUAGCAAAGUGACCAAAUUUGUCAGCGAUUUACCUAAUUCAAAAAUUGUUUAUACGCAAAGUUUUCCGGAAAAAUUUUUAUACGGUGAUUACGAAUUUGUUGGUGGAUUAUUUGGAAAAUCGAUCUAUAACAAAGGAAAAUUUACAAUGACUUUGUAUGAUCUAAUCCAAACGACGACUAUUACAAGACCAUUGGGUCAGAAAAUUAAUGUAAACAUCGACGUACAGACGAUAAAAGAUUUGAAACUUCACAUCACGAAUCUUUUUCAUGGACGAGAAAUAAUCGAAAGUAUAUUCGAUAAAAUAAUAAAUGGAGCUUGGCAACCAGGAUUCGUAUUAACCAGAGGAAUUAUUAAUGAAUUAGUAUCGAUUGCGUUUACUGAAAUUUUUGAUAAAUCCUUCAGAAAUUUUCCAUUUGAAAAUAUCAUCAAAAAUAAACCUAUUCGUACUUGAAUCAAAAAAGUUAUUUUAUUGAGAAUAAUAAAUGGAUAUGAUUUAAAUAAAAUAAAAAGAAAAUAUAAAGAACCACAAUUGAUUUUUUUCUAAGCAAAUAUAGAAACGAUUAAACUUUAUCUUCAUUAUAAUAAACAUUAGUGCUAAAUUUCUCUAUAUUUUUCUAACU
Molecule: messenger RNA, 1207 nt
Organism: Polistes dominula (European paper wasp)
Lineage: Eukaryota; Metazoa; Arthropoda; Insecta; Hymenoptera; Vespidae
Gene: Jhbp16
Product: Juvenile hormone binding protein 16
Biological process (GO): multicellular organismal reproductive process
Source: RefSeq, a predicted model, not a curated record